AAUGGAAAAUUCAGCGCUCAUUAUCGUUGAUGUUCAAAAUGACUUUUGUGAAGGAGGCUCCCUUCCUGUAUAAAAAGCCUCUGAAAUCAUUCCCAAGAUAAACAAAGUCAGAAAAUAUUUUAAAAACGUAAUUUUCACCUAAGAUUGGCACCCACAAAAUCAUGUUUCCUUCAAGGUAAACCAUCCGAAUCUACAUGAAUUGUCUAAAGAAGAGAUUUAGAAUCUUUGGCCAGUACAUUGUGUCUAAAAUACCUUUGGAGCCUAAAUACAUAAAGACAUUUAAAUUGAGAAUGGUGAUAUUUUUGUUCAUAAAGGAACAAAUUCUAAAUAUGAAAGCUAUAGUGGCUUUGGAUGUAAAGAAGAUAAGACCAAUUUACAUGAAAUUGUACUAUUAAUAUAACUAAUUUAGCUUCAAACCUUAAAUGUGAAUACAAUAUAUGUUGGGGGAUUAGCAUUAGACUACUGUGUUUUAUUCACUGCCAUAGAUGCCAUCAAAUUAGGAUAUAAAGUAAAGGUUUUAAAGGAUUGCACUCAGGCAAUUGAUCCAGAAAAUGCAAAAACGAAAAUAAACUCUUUCUUUGCAGAUAUUCGUCGUUAGGACAGCACAAUUUAGGAAAAUUCUUUACAAAUUUUCACUUCCUAUGAGGUACAAGAAUGA
Paramecium pentaurelia is the source of this 658-nucleotide messenger RNA. The record is from the annotation of a GenBank genome assembly. NCBI's taxonomy places the organism in Eukaryota, Ciliophora, Oligohymenophorea, Peniculida, Parameciidae.